AUGUUUGAGUUUGUCGACAAUUUCAAGUCCCAGACCCAGACCCAGACCCAUGAUCAUGUGACCUCACCUCCUCCUCACCUCCUCCUCACCUCCUCCUCACCUCCUCCUCACCUCCUCCUCACCUCCUCCUCACCUCCUCCUCACCUCCUCCUCACCUCCUCCUCGCCUCCUCCUCACCUCCUCCUCACCUCCUCCUCACCUCCUCCUCACCUCCUGAAGCACUCUUGA
Messenger RNA from Knipowitschia caucasica, 228 nucleotides. Lineage: Eukaryota; Metazoa; Chordata; Actinopteri; Gobiiformes; Gobiidae. The record is from the annotation of a GenBank genome assembly.